CCUCGCUGUGGCUGCACGUCGCGCGUAUCUCGCCAGUCGUGCUGAUAACCAGUGAUCUCCUGUGCUGUGACACUAGUGAUUGACCGAUAACCUGCUACAGCUGGAACGUGCCUUCGACAGCCGAUUGAUUAUAAAGUUCGUGUGUCAUAGAAUGGUGAUUGUGCAGUGAGAAGCCAGGAUGUUCGGGGGCAGCGGCGGCGCGCACAGCGGCGCGUAUGGCGGCAGCAGCGGCGACUGCGCCGAGGGCUACGGGCUUGGAUACGUCGCCAGCGGGCCGCGAUUGCAGCAGUACGCGCACUUCGCGCCGCACCAGACCUGGCAUCACCACCACGCGGCGCACCACGACUCCUAUGCUGGAGGAGGUGGCGUGGGUGGAGUCGGCUCUGUGGCCGGAGGUCUCUACUCCCAGAAUGUGAUGAUGGGGUCCUGGUGCCCUCCCUACGAUGCAUUGCAGCGCCCGCCUGCUUAUGAUGGCGUGCUGGAGGCGUAUGAGGAGGGCAGAGAGUGCGUCAACUGCGGCGCCAACAACACUCCGCUCUGGCGGCGCGACUCCACCGGCCACUACCUGUGCAACGCCUGCGGGCUCUACCACAAGAUCAACGGCGUGAACCGGCCGCUCGUGAAGCCGAGCAAACGGCUGUCAGCCGCACGGCGACACGGCCAGUGCUGUACCAACUGCGGCUCGCGCAACACGACGCUGUGGCGACGCAACAACGACGGCGAACCCGUCUGCAACGCCUGCGGAUUGUAUUACAAACUGCACGGAAUUAACAGACCACUCGCGAUGAGAAAAGAUGGAAUCCAGACCAGAAAACGUAAACCGAAGAAGGCGGCGAACAGCGGCAAACCCAACCCAGACGCUAGCAAGAAGGAUGGACAUAGCUCCCCAGGCGUUGAUGCAGACAGCAAGUCGAGCAUGUCCGAUGUGGCGUUGCCGUUGACGCCAUCGAUGUCGACCCACGGCGCGCAAAAGCACGCGCGGGAAUCGCUCGCCACGCCCGAGAGCUCGCCGCACGCGCAUGCGCACGCCCACACGCACGCGCACGCCAAUACGCACGCGAACACGCAUGCGCAACACCAGCAGUACCCGUUGGCGCUGCCGGCCGCGCCGUUCCUCUCCAACCCGUCGCUGUUUAAUAUCAAGAGCGAGCCGAGCGCCGCCAAUGGUUAUGACUACCCGCCGCACUCUGCCUCACAUUACCACUCACAGCAACACUACCUACACUCGUUACAGUACGGAGUGGGUAACGGCGAGGAGGAGGAAGGCAGUGGGUUUCUGCACCAACGCAACGUGACAGCGCACGCCAAACUCAUGGCGUCUACGUAGCGCCAACAGCAGCGCUCGCACUGACAAGGCGCUGACGUGGCACGUCAGUGAGGCAGUAUUGCUUGCCGGCCACUCGGACACACAUUACUUCUCAGUGCCAUUGCACUAGCUUCAACAAGGCAAAGAUCAUCGUCAUUGUUUGCACGGUGUAGAUAUUCGCGUUUAAUGACGAAAAUGAGUGACCGGUUGACGACGGAUGUAUUUAAGGAUAUUCUGGAUUUCUUUUUCCUUUAAAAUAUUUAAACACUUUUUAUAAAUUAUUUCUUAAACUAAAGCAAUGAUGGUCACAACUUAGCACGCUAUGCCCUGUCUGCAGGGUGACCACGAUUUCAUAUUUAAAAUAUUUAGUUAUUAACACAAAUAUCAUAAUUUAUUGUCAUAUAUCCGUCGAUCAACCAGUACAAACACGGUGUGCUCGAGUGUAUUUGAACAAUUAAAUAGUCCAGAUAGCCAUGUGAGACGUCGGAACUUUUAUGUGUAUAAGAUAAUGCGAUCGAUACGAACGACGCAAAAGGAUAUCGAUAGUGCUUCUCGGAGGAUACAAUAAACUCACAAUGAAUCUCGCGUAAUGGACGCGUUCCGAAAUCUUUUAUCCAAUUAAAUAAUUAUCAUUUUAAUUUACGAUGUACAAAUAAUUGGACGUGCCUAUACGUUUUACACACGUUCUUUCUUUUCGGACGUGUAUGGACGGUUUAAAUAGUCCAUAGUAACUAACUUGACGCAUCGGUAAUGUUGGGAUUAAAGUCCGAAUAUAGGUACAUAAUAAUAUUGUGCAGUAAUUAAAUAGUAAAUAUACUUAGCAAAACAAUAGAAAGUAAAGUAUAACCUUUUGAUUCUUCGGAAAUACGAUCUUUGCCGAUUCGUCAACUUAGUCAUGUUGGACUAAAUAAUUGAAUCUCAUUGUUAUUUUUUUCACUAUUAUCUGGUAAAAAAAUAUUCGUGAGAGUUUAUGCAAGCAAAUUAUGGAAAAGUGAAAAAAUUAUUAUGUUAUUAUUAUGUUGACUUACUGCGGACAUGGAGCGUCAUAACACUAUGACCGAAUCGAACAUAAGUGACGUCGUAGAUAUUACUAUGCAAAUUACGGACUUCGCUCGGAUAUGCAAAGAAUAAGUAUUGUAUGAAAAUAAACAACCGAAGAUAUGCGACCACGGUUAGUAUAAAUAAUGCCGUUGUGGCAGGAUCCUAAUGUCCGUUUUGUCUCGUAGUUCAAGAGUUGAUUUUUAAACAGAUCUUAUGUUUACCGAGGUAGACUAAAUAGUACUUAAUUUUUAUCAGCAGUCAAAAAUUGACAAAUUAGAAAUUCGUGUAAACCAAUGAUCAAACAUUUGAAAUUGUAUGUUUUGGACAUUUAAUAAUCAGUAAACAAUUUGGUUUUUAAAUAGAUUUAAUAGAACAGAACUCUAACAAUUUAGUUCAGAUAUUUUAAUUUCAAUACCGCUUUAUAGUAAGCCUAUAAUAGGCCUCAGCAUGUCCAUACCACCGUAUUGUAAUUGUAUAAAUAUCCACAUUCACCAACUUUUUUAUAGACCGACGUCGUAUCACGUCAUUACAAUAAAUAUUGACCACUAGAGAUCCUUUUAUAUUUAGCAAAGAUUGCUGACAAACAUUGAGUUGGACUUGCAACAUCCAUGGCUGCGAAGGCAAAAACAUAAAAAAAUAUACCUAAGUCUUAUUAAAAGACAAAUGUUUAGUGCGUAAUGGAAUCUCAAUAGUCAGUAAGGUGUACAAAAACAGUUCGCUCCAUUUCAUUAUAUUGUCUUAGGACGUGUAUUGACGUCGUAAUGACAGGAGCGAUAUUCUCUUGUAUAUAUAGCUUAAGCAUAGAUUUAUAUUCAACAGUAUCCACAUUAUGUCAAAAUUUAAAAUCCACGCGGAAUAUUAAAACAUAAAGUUUUUGAGACCAAAUGUUAAAUCAGUCCACUCUAUUGAAUCAAAUUGGAGUACAAAUUCCUUUUCCUUGGGAGUUAAGAAAUUUAACGAUACCUUGGAAUCUUGUGGAAUCUGUAUAUAUAAAAAUUUCUUACCAACAUACUUUUGCAUAUUUUAAAAUGACAUAAUGCUAGCUAGCUAUUAAGGUUGAAUAAAUGGCAUUUAUAUCAAUAAUGUGUAAAUAUUAGUUGUAAUGAAACAACAGUAUCUAGAACUAUUGAAUAUAUUAAACCCUGCACAAAAUCACAUUUCUUCAUUGGUAAUGUACACGAUACCAUAUUCCUUAUCAACAUGCUCUCUUUUAUGACUGAACUUCGCCGUUUUUCAAUUGAACUUGGAAUGUAAAUAAACUUAUCUGCUUAUAGCAUUUGGUUCACAUAAUUUUAAAGUCACAAAUAAUGUGUUUUCCCACCUAUAAAUUAUUCAAGAAAUUAAAAUCUUGAAAAAAAAGGAUAAUUAGUAGAAUGUUUAUUUACAUUGGCAAGUUCUGAUAAAUACUAUAAACCUUACUAAUAAACACUGUACAUGUAUGGCAUAGUUAUACAAUUUGUCUCGCUUCCUCUUACAGUAAAUGUUAUACAACAAAGCAAGACAAUAAAUAACUAUUACAGCCACAAUGUUUAUUAGGCGGUUAGAAUCUAUUUGUAAAUAUAACAUUUAAUAAGGAAAACGUAUCGCCAACUAUAUUAAAGCUAUGUACAAAAGUGUAACAGAUUCUAAAUACAUAAGCAAAGCACA
Molecule: messenger RNA, 3994 nt
Organism: Manduca sexta (tobacco hornworm)
Lineage: Eukaryota; Metazoa; Arthropoda; Insecta; Lepidoptera; Sphingidae
Product: GATA-binding factor A
Exons: 8
Coding region: 179-1327 (382 amino acids)
Biological process (GO): positive regulation of transcription by RNA polymerase II; cell fate commitment; negative regulation of transcription by RNA polymerase II
Molecular function (GO): RNA polymerase II cis-regulatory region sequence-specific DNA binding; zinc ion binding; DNA-binding transcription factor activity, RNA polymerase II-specific
Source: RefSeq, a predicted model, not a curated record